UGUAAUCCGGUAUAUUACCAUAUCUAUUAUAACAAAUACGAUCCAAUACUAACAAAUAAAUUGCAGUAUGACGUAGGUGGACAGCGUUCGGAACUAAGGAAAUGGAUCCAUUGCUUUGAAGAUGUAAACAUUAUAAUAUUUUUGGUGGCAAUUUCCGAAUACUAUCAAAAUUUGUCUGAAUUCGAAAAUGUUAAUAGAAUGGAGGAAUCGAAAGCUUUAUUUAAAAACAUAGUUAAUUCUUGCUGGUUCGAAAAAGCAGAGUUUGUUCUGUUUUUUAACAAGAUUGAUCAGUUUGAGGAGCAAAUCAAGGAACAUCAUUUGGUGGACUAUUAUCCUCUGUAUGGGGAUGGACCGAAGGGCGAUUCAAAGGCAGCCCGUGACUUUAUUCAGAACAUGUUUCUUAGUUUGAACAACGACAACGAGAGGGACAUCUAUUGUCAAUACACAUGCACUGGGGAUACUCAUAACAUAGAACUCGUCUUCGCCGAUGUAAAAGAUACGAUUAUGAUCAAUUUAUUGGAAUCCUUUAAAAUAUGUUAAAAUCAUUUCGUUAGCAAAUAAUUUGUUUAUGUAUCCAUUCCAUUAGUAGUCUAUGUACUUGUAAAAUCCAUAGUUCAAAUAAAUAAUAUAAAAUCAAAUAAAUU
This is a messenger RNA of Drosophila albomicans, 644 nucleotides long. Its product is annotated as guanine nucleotide-binding protein G(q) subunit alpha-like. Gene Ontology annotation, cellular component: heterotrimeric G-protein complex. Gene Ontology annotation, molecular function: guanyl nucleotide binding; G-protein beta/gamma-subunit complex binding; GTPase activity. NCBI's taxonomy places the organism in Eukaryota, Metazoa, Arthropoda, Insecta, Diptera, Drosophilidae. Gene Ontology annotation, biological process: adenylate cyclase-modulating G protein-coupled receptor signaling pathway. The annotation marks the transcript as partial. The record is from RefSeq and is a predicted model, not a curated record. The transcript is spliced from 4 exons.